Pectinophora gossypiella (pink bollworm) is the source of this 3300-nucleotide messenger RNA. It is a transcript of the gene Ntan1, whose product is annotated as protein N-terminal asparagine amidohydrolase. Gene Ontology annotation, molecular function: protein-N-terminal asparagine amidohydrolase activity. The record is from RefSeq and is a predicted model, not a curated record. The transcript has 11 exons. The coding region runs from base 307 to 1353 and encodes 348 amino acids. Lineage: Eukaryota; Metazoa; Arthropoda; Insecta; Lepidoptera; Gelechiidae. Gene Ontology annotation, cellular component: nucleus. Gene Ontology annotation, biological process: ubiquitin-dependent protein catabolic process.
GCUAUUUUUGUGCGACUGCAUAUACAAAAAUCAAUUUCUAACAAAAAUGUUACGAUCAACGACCUGUUAAAUGUCUUUUCAUGUGAAUGAGAUGAAAGUCGCACUUAACAUCGUAUUAGAAAAAAAUAUAAGUAAUCUUCGAUAGCAAUGACAGCGUCGUGAUGCCAGCCCUAUAUUACGACUGGACUGCGCAUGGACAUCGAAGAGUGAAGCGUACGUGAUUUCAGUGAAGCGUACGUGAUUUCAAUGUGGCCGGGCGACCUGAAUGAACAUCCCAUAGAAAGCUCCACCUAUUAAACCGGUAGCAUGGUGGUGGUGCUGAACGGCGUGCUAGCGGACGAGUGUCCGACGUCGGUGCGGGCGCUGCUGGCGGCGCAUCCCGGCUACCGGGACGCGGCGGCGCAGCUGCUGGGCGCCGCGGUGAGGGUGCUCGGCCCCGCCCACCUGCUGUACGUCGCGCAGCGCGAGCUGGCCGCCGUCGCGCCGCAUGACAAAAAUGUCCAAAUCAUAGGAUCAGACGACGCCACGUCAUGUAUUAUAGUAGUUGUCAGACAUUCAGGAUCAGGGGCCGUAGCACUCGCGCACCUGGACGGGUCAGGCACCGCGGACGCGGCCGCGGCGAUGGUCGCGAGGGUACAGCAGCUAGCAGUCGGGUACCCCGAGGGCCGUCUCGAGUUGCAACUAGUUGGGGGCUUCACGGACCCACACCGCUACUCCGAUGAGCUGUUCGCCAAUAUUAUGUUAUCAUUCCACCGGUUGACCGUAGAGAUAGACCUGACGCUUGCGUGUUGUUGCGAGCUGAACACAGCCCUGGGCGGGGGCUCACCAGCGCCCCUGGUCACGGGCGUGGGCGUCGACAUACGAGCGGGGGACCUGUUCCCCGCCACGUUCCCGGAUAAAGGACCCGAGUUGCCGCUUCGAGGGGCCCGGACUAUCACUGGGGGACCCCAUUCGGCGCAGGUAUGGCAGACGGAGAACCGCUGCCGGCUAGACGGCCCCAACGAUCGCGGCUCCUGCAGGUGGCAAGGCAGCAACAUCGGGGUUGACAGCUAUGGCUGUAGAGAGGUGCUAGACAUCUAUGACAACGGUGUGGGUAUGUUGCGCGUGGGCCCGUUCAACUACGACCCGCUUAGAGGCGUCGACCUCUGGCUCGAGCAGUCCGACGACUUCAUACUGCAGCAUCUAAGCACCACGCCCGCUGUCGAGCCGCCGCAUUUCGUGCAUAAUAUCCGUAUGACGUUGAAGUUCAUCCAGCAGCACCCGUUCCCAGCCGUGACGGUGUUCCCGGACAACCGGCCGCACUAUUACCGCCGUGACGAACAAUCCGGCUGUUGGGUGCCCAUGCGCUUCUAAAUACACAAUACACACAUAACCCGUGCGAAUUAAAUAGACACCUAGCUAGUAUGCAACCUUCUUGACGCGUGUGCAGUUAAUUUGCACGGAUUAUACGUACACCUACUAAGUAAUAGGUCCCCCACGCAAUAGGGGUCCAGGCUGCUUCAAUUUUGUUUACUAUUUCUCAUGAACUAAGACAGAACGUAGGCAUAUAAAACCUUACAAAACACUUAAAUGGAACAUUCAAAAUAUUGGUACAUACCAUUAAUAUAUAAAUACCGAAGGUUGAACAUAAGCGCUCAAAAAGUGGGACGAAAAGAAACAGCAACGCUCUGACAUUCCAUAGUUCGCAAUUAUAAUUACGAACUGGCAGCAUGUGGAUUUGUAUAACCGGUCCGCGUUACAAAUCACCACGCGCUGUCGAUGCUAAGACGAGGAGCAUACCUACGUAUUUUAUGACGAUUUUUAUUGAGUCCAUAUAACGCUGCGUAUGAAUAUUUUGUAUAACUAAGUUAGCGUCCAGUUUUCGUCGUAUUGUUAUAAUAUGACGCGCUUUAUCUGCGGUAUUUAUAUAUCAUUGGUACCCUAAAAUGACAGUACCAUUGUACGUUCGACGUUAAUAGUUAUUGUUUUGUUUGCAUACUGAAAAUAGUAACCAUGCAUCACAGAAGGCCAGUGCUCCUUGACUGGAAAUAUUCACCUUGCAGAAUGGAAUAUUUCUUGGACCAAAAUCUUGACGUGACUCGAUUAUCGGAACUUUUUAAAAGUUUACAAUUAAUUCACGGUGUUACUCGCUAUUUUGUCUCGAAUAUUUCUAUUUCACUACCUAGAUGACACAUUCUUCUGAUAAGAUUCACAAAAGUAAUUACGAUGCACAAAAUUAGGUAAUUUUACUUUCGGUUUUUAAUAAAUUCCAACACCUAUCCAAUACAAUAGGAAUCUCAAUAAAUAGACUUAAUUUAUUGUAAUAAUUGUUGGAGACAUCACUUUAUUAACUAAAAUAUUACACAGAUAAAAUCGAGUAUAUACUAAAUAUCCGAUUAUAUCAUAGUUGUAGUGUGAAUGGACUUUGAUUCGAAGAAAUUGUCGACAACAAAUAUAGUAUAAUACACAUGUCGACAGUAAACUGUUGUUAGAAAACUGUUGUUUCUGUGUAAAGUGACGUAUGCAUUGCGCAUGGAUAGGUACUCUGUUUAAUAUUAAUUACGACUAUGACGACGUUGAUUAAUUUGAUCGUAAAAAAAAUAAAAAGAAAAAAACAGUUUUAUUGGCAAUAUAUUUUUCAGCCAUUCGAUUGGCUCUCUGUGCGACAGUAUUGCCAAUAAGGCAUUGAAUUUCUACUCUUUUUAUCACUGUAAAUAAACAGCGCGUUACAGGGUAUGUAAACUCUGAAAGUAAAUGGUAAAUUGCUGGCAAGAUUAGCCAUAGUUGACGAGUAUGUUACGAAAAUAUUUUUGUCGUUACUCGCUUUAUCAUGACGCAAUUUUGUGAUAAAUAAAACUACUUUCCUAUAUUUAAAAUAGCUAUAUGAACAAUUACACUUAAUAAACAAGUGUUGUAGAAAUGUUUGCAUUUUUUUUUUACCGUUACUUUAAAAUGUUGUGUUAAUUUGAUUCCAGAUUGCUCUAUAUUUUCUUUGUGAAUUUAAAACUUUCCAUUGUAUGUAAAUAUGAGAAACAAAUUAUGUUAAUGUUAUUAGAAUAAUGUAAUGAUUGUAUAUUUUGAAAUAAACGUAGAUUUUUGUUUUUAUGCCAAUAUUUAGCUGUUUCUUAAAUUAUCAAUAGACUCUCUUGCAUUAUAUUCAAACAUGAGCUCGGGUCUGGGCCAAUCUAUAAGUAGUAUGGCAAUAUGGACAUUUGCAUGUAAAUAUUUUAGCAAGCAAGUACGUAGAUAUGAUUAGUUAAUGACGUUAAUAGUUAUUGUUUUGUGAAAUACAAUGAAUAUAUUGAAAGUUCUAAAGUUAAA